ACGGUCACUCUAAUUAAUAUCGAUAUAUGCAUAUUGUUAAAUAUCAAGAAUCUUAAUCGAAAUCGCCGUCAGCUGUUUACCGAAAAAGAUUGAUAACGGCAAUAAUACAGGCAGGAAGUGAGCACAGCGCUGUGCAACAUGUCCGAGUUGAAAGCGCCCUCGCUGCAAUCACUGCUGGAAUCGGAUCGGGGUUCCACGGACAGUUUACAGCUGGAUUUUGAGUUUGAAGGCUUGGAUGAUGUAGAGUUUGCCAUACCACCUACCGAUGUGUUGCCCACACUGGAAACGGUGCUCAGCGAGUUUGAAGCGGAUUCCGAUGUAGCCUCAGAGCUGGGUGUGCCGGUGCCGCGUGCCACGCCCACGCCAUCAAUUAGUGAAGAUUGUGGCGUACGCGCUGAUGGACGUGGUGGCGCGGCUUCUGGUUCCAUAAUGCGCUACACUCUACUGCAUGGCAUUUCCUCUCAAUUGGCCUCCGCUGCUGAUCGCAUCAAUGCCGGUGCGGCGAGUGCCUGCGCUGUUGCAGCAUACAUAGCGGUGGGUACCUCACACGGUCACAUACUCAACUUUGAUGUCACACAAACAUUGCGCUGGGCGCACCAGGAUAAGCACAGUCAAGGCGCCGUCUCGAGCCUGGCCUUCAAUGCCGAUUCAACGCGUCUCCUCGCCGGCUUUGCCCGCGGACUUGUCGCUAUGCUAGACACGCAGACCGGCGACGUGCUGCGUGAGCUGUUCGAUGUCAUCACACCCAACACGGGUGUUUUGCAUGUCAAGUGGACAUCGCGCUCUUCGCUGGCACUUUGUGCGGAUGCAGGCGGCUCCGUCUGGUCGCUGAGCUUUACCCGAAAACUAGGCAUUCGAGGGUGCACUUCACGAUGUCUGUUCUCAGGCGCACGUGGAGAGGUCUGCGCGGUGGAGCCGCUCAUUAUGGAUGCUACAGGACGCCAUGAACUAGACCAAUACUGCAUUGUGGCAUUGGCCACGCUCUCCAAGUACUUUAUUGUGACAGUACGUCCCCGUCUUCGCGUUAUCAAGUAUCAUGCCCUGCAAGGUCCUCCGGAUUGUCUGCCACUACUCGCCUGGCAGCUGGUGCUCAUACAGGCAGCGGACACCACACGUUCCGUGGAUCCCGUCAUUGUGGUGGGUCGUGGGAAUCAAUUGUUCUUCCAUCAGCUGUUUGUGGCCAAUGGACGCAUUACAUUGCUCUAUCUUCGCCAUGUGCAGCUGCAGAGCAGCUUACUCUCUGGCCAUUGGCUGGGCCCUAAGUGCGUCGCCUCGUUGGACACAUCGGAGAUACUGCACCUGGUGGAUGUGCGCUCCAGCCGUGAACUAGAAUGCAUGGACAUGGCCAACGCUGGUCUUGUCUAUGGCUCGGCUCAGUUCAAGGGUCUUGCCACCGGCGGCAAUGUCUCCCCAGCGUUUGCCUUAGCUGGCACCAAUGCCUGCUACAACUCCGUGGUUGCCCGCUCUACGCAGCUGUACGUACUCGGUGCACGUUCUCUGCACAUUAUAGGAGUGCGCACCUGGUCGGAGCGUAUUAGCUAUUUGGUUAAGAACCAUCGCUGGCAGGAGGCUUGUCAACUGGCUCUGGAUGGUUACGUUGCCUCCGCAGAAAGGCCGCGUAAGCGUGCGCAAGCCAAAGAGCGCAUAAUAAUGUUGUUCAAGGACUACAUUGCCAACUCGGCGCGUGCUCCCGACUACUGCCUGGGACCCAUUGUCAAGUGCCUCAUUACCAUAGGUGAGCUGGAGUUGCUAUGGACGCAGCUCUGGGAGCAUCUACACAACAACACGGACCUCUUCCUACAGCACAUCUCCGAGCACAUUGAGCAGGACACCAUACACAGUGUAAAUCCCGUCAUCUCGCAGGCACUAGUGGAAUACUGGCUCCAGCGCUCGCCCGAACGUCUUGAACAGCUUAUCCUGAAGUUGGACUGGAUGUGUCUGGACCUCAAUCAGGUGCUGAAAGCAGUAAAGCGCCAUCAGCUGUAUCGAGCUCAACUCUACCUCAAUGCCUGUGCCUUGAACGACUACACGGCUGCGCUAACCGAGCUGUUACCGCAGCUGACGCCGGACCAAACAAAUCUGGGAAACUGUCUGCUAGUUUAUGUGUCAAGCUGCCUAGCCGGUCGUCGCUAUCCUAGUGGCGACGUACCUGCCGAGCUGGUGCAGCAAGUUAAGCAUGAUGUGUUGCGAUGCCUCACCUCCCAGCAUUCCAGUGCCAGUCCGGCGGAUGAGUUGCCGUAUCCGUAUCUACGCGCGCUGCUCAAGUUCGACACGCGCGAAACUUUGAAUGUCAUCUCGCUGGCAUUCCAGGAACGGGAGUUCAGCAAUGAGCUUGGCUAUUCCCAUCGCAAACGCAUUAUCUAUCUACUACUCGAGAUUAUGACGCCCGAAAACGCAACGUGGGCGGAAAUUGGCUGUUUGCUGAACUUUAUCGCACAACAGAUAUCGACGCAGUGCCUGCCGCGCGACAAACAGCUGCUGGAGCGUGUGCUCAGCUAUUUGGCCCAGGAGCACAUUGCCAAGGAGAGCGAGCGGCAGCAUUCAGAGCGGGAAAGCGCAUGGCACGAACUGCUGUCUAACAAUUGCCUGGCGGAUAUAAGCAGCGAUGAGGAGCAACUGGAGUUGGCGCAGCGUGCCAACUGCUACUAUGUGGUGGAAUAUUUGCUGGAAAAGCUGCAGCGUUACCACAAUAUACUCAGCUGCUACAUCAAGAAUCCAUCACGGCACGAGUCCAUGUUUGUCUACAUGGAGCUUCAUGUGCAUGACAUUGAACGCUGCAUUUACGCGCAGGUGCGUAACAAUCUAGACCAGCUGCUGCAGAUCAAUGCAAAGGAGACAACGCGUGUCAUUGCGCUGCACUUUCCGGACAAGAUUGAUGAACUGUUGGAACAACUUAGAACUAAGCCAGUAGAGCUUUUUAGUCUGUUGAAGUGCCUGAAUGAGCGACAAAGCAAACUACAGCCCGCGUAUCUUGAGAAACUCUUGGAGCUCUAUUGCCAGCAACAAACGCCGGAAGCGGUGCUAGAAUUUCUACAUGACACCACGGGAUACCGGCUAGACAAGGCCAUUGAGAUUGUGAAGCAGCAUCAACUGCAACGCGCUGUCAUCUAUCUGUACGAGCAACAAGAGUACUAUGCGCAAGCAUUUGAUCUGUCCAUGGAGCUGCUGCAGACGGCCAGCCAGGAGACGGCUUCAGGGGAGGCGCAGCUUGUAGCAGCACUGCUUGCCCGCGCGGCACAAACGUUGCCUGCGGAUAAGCUAGAGCGUUGUUGGUUUACGCUCCUGCAGUAUGUUCUGCCGCAGCAGGCUCUGCAGUCGAUUGCCAAGUCAAUGCUACAUGAAGCAUCGCAGCAUAUCGACCUGCAAAAUCUGGUGCAGCUAAUCAUGAAUACGCACAAUGUUGUGAGCAGCUUUGGUGACAUCAAGGAGCUGCUUAUGAGCAUGCUUAUCAGCUCACGCCAGGAGACGGAGGCUUUGCGCCUGGCAGCCGAUGUCCUCUGCCAGGAUCUGCAUACGCAGUUCGCUGAAAAACAUCGCCAGGCCCGUCGUGGCCUUUGGGUGACCAGCAUGCGUUGCCAGCUGUGUCGCCAGCGUCUAUAUGACCAGACAGAGGUCAUUGUGCUAGGAGUCUGUGGGCACGCAGUGCAUGACCGCUGCCUUAUCGAAGAGACGCCACUACAGCAAUGUCCACGCUGUACCAUAACGCUGCCCACUGUGCCUGCUGAUGAGACGCAGCUUGCCUUUACGAGCUUGCCCUGCCCCAAUCAGCAUUUACUACAGAGCAGCAACAGCAUAGAGCUGGGCGCACUGCAGCUAAAGGCGCCUCCUAGGCGCUUCUGCUAGACCUGCCUGUAUUCCUUCUCCCAUCUAUAUAUUUAUUGAAAACUCUCUAUUUUGUUUAAGCGUAUUCAUGUCAUGAAAGUUUCCUAGUCGGGCGCAUUGUAAUUUGACCAAAACUAAAUGUAGCAAUAUGCAUCAAUUCAAUUUAAUUAUUUGUGUAUACAUGUUUUGGUUCAGCAUUCCGUAGUUCAAUAUCGUCAGUAAUUUGGCUUGUAAAAAACGUGUGAGGUACAUAUAUGUAUCAGUCCAUAUAUUAAAUAAAUUAUUUUAAU
Molecule: messenger RNA, 4112 nt
Organism: Drosophila busckii
Lineage: Eukaryota; Metazoa; Arthropoda; Insecta; Diptera; Drosophilidae
Gene: Vps8
Product: vacuolar protein sorting-associated protein 8 homolog
Exons: 5
Coding region: 139-3843 (1234 amino acids)
Biological process (GO): protein targeting to vacuole; endosomal vesicle fusion; vesicle-mediated transport
Cellular component (GO): late endosome; HOPS complex
Molecular function (GO): protein binding
Source: RefSeq, a predicted model, not a curated record